AUGGCCGCUUCUUUACAAUCCGCCGUUACCACUACGGUGGCUCCACCGCCUCACGUCUCCGUAAAGCUCCGGUCUUCUUCUAAGAGCCGCGUCUCGUGCUCACUCCACGACAAUCUCAAGAACUUGACUCUGAAAUGCUUUGAAGCUACCAAGAUCGCCGGUUUUGCACUCGCAACCUCCGCUCUUGUCGUCUCGGGAGCAAAUGCAGAAGGAGUGCCAAAGAGACUAACUUUCGAUGAGAUACAGAGCAAGACUUACAUGGAAGUGAAAGGAACAGGAACCGCAAAUCAAUGUCCAACCAUUGAAGGUGGCUUAGAGUCAUUCGCCAUAAAGCCAGGCAAAUACUACGCCAAAAAAUUCUGCUUAGAGCCAACUUCAUUCACAGUCAAAGCAGAAGGAGUUAGCAAGAACUCCACGCCCGCUUUCCAAAACACAAAGCUUAUGACUCGGCUUACCUACACGCUCGAUGAAAUCGAAGGCCCUUUCGAAGUAGCUUCUAAUGGAACGGUGAAGUUUAUCGAGAAAGACGGUAUUGACUACGCUGCAGUGACAGUACAACUCCCCGGUGGGGAGCGAGUACCGUUCUUGUUCACGAUCAAGCAGCUCGUGGCAUCGGGUAAACCAGAGAGCUUUGGAGGAGAUUUCUUGGUACCAUCUUAUAGAGGCUCUUCUUUCUUGGAUCCUAAAGGCCGAGGUGGCUCUACGGGCUACGAAAAUGCGGUUGCAUUACCCGCUAGAGGAGACGACGAGGAGCUAGCUAAAGAGAACAACAAGAACACAGCUGCUUCACUUGGUAAGAUAACACUUAGUGUAACAAAGAGUAAUCCACAGAGCGGUGAAGUAAUCGGUGUUUUCGAAAGUGUUCAGCCUUCGGAUACUGAUUUAGGUGCUAAAACUCCUAAGGAUGUUAAGAUUCAAGGAAUCUGGUAUGCUCAACUUGAGAAAUAA
This is a messenger RNA of Arabis nemorensis, 948 nucleotides long. Lineage: Eukaryota; Viridiplantae; Streptophyta; Magnoliopsida; Brassicales; Brassicaceae. The record is from the annotation of a GenBank genome assembly.